AAAAGGACGGGACUUUCUGGCGGCGUCUCAAUCUUCUUCUUGUUCUUCGUUUCUCUCCCGAAUGAAACUCUUUCAAGCUUUGAUUUUUCUUUUAAACUGUUUUUUGAAAUCAAAACUUUACUCAAGAAAAUCCUAGCAGAUUCCAAAUACCCACCUAAAGAAGAAGGUUGUUUCAUGAUUUGCGACAAUGGCAUCCAUUGAGGGAAAUAUGAGUCAGCCUCAGAAAACUAGUAAUCUGGCUGCUAAAACUGCUAAUGUUCAGAGUUCAGCUUCAUCCUUCAAAAGGUGGGGUAGGAAGUAUCCAUUUAUCAGAUAUGGGCUUCCAAUGAUUUCAUUGACUGUGUUUGGGGCAGUCGGCCUCGGUCAUCUCUUGCAAGGCAGCAAUAUCAGUCUCAAUUACUGUUGCAACACCUCUAGUCUAUGCAAGGAUAUUGCAAAGGUGAAAGAUGAUCAAGACUGGGAAAUUAUUGAGACCAGGAAAGCAUUAUCAAGAACAGGACCCAUCGAUGCAUAUAAGCCAAAAAAGAUUUCGUUGGAGGAAGACUUAAAGGCUUUGCAAGAGAAGGUUGACAUAAACAACUAUGACUACAAAAGAAUUCCUAGGCCAAAUGAAGGGUAGGAGGGAGUGCUUGUAAGAAGAGAACAGGAUAACAGCUUGUGAAUAGACCAUAGCAACAUUGAAACCAGACGCUGGAAGUGAAAGACACAAAUCACAAUUAGUUUUUCUGAUUUGAAACCGUUGUUAAAAUGGAAGAUAGCAAUGAGCAUACUAUUACCCAUGACCGCAAGGGCCCAUAAAGUCCUGGAGCUGUUGGAUCUUGUGGAGCCAGUGUAGCAUCAGGCGGUGCCUGGUGGUUCCAUCUUUUUAUGAAGUUUGGGAGGUAAAAUGAUUUGGGUGCUGCUUAUCACAGAUUUGAGGUUUGGUUUUUUGGUCAGGAAGAAUUGUUUAGCUUAAGUUGUUCUUUUUCGACACCUUGCUAUUAGUGUGUUUCCCUAUCAUUUAUGAUUGGUUUUCAUUUCAAUAACCAUCAGGAAAGCAUGCUGGAGCCUUUUUUUUUUUGGGGGGGGGUGGGGCUUAUUAGUAGGGUGGUCUUCAGCUUUUCCUGGUUAUGUUUUUUUUAUUUUCAACCAAUAUAUGUACUGAUCUGAGUAAUCAAAUGUGAGAUUUUCUUGUGAAUUUUUGCUUUUUCAGUAUACAAACUUCUCGUUGAGAGCAUUUAACAAUGGGUUUAGCCAUUUAGGGUGAUUUAAACUCAAUUAUUUCUUUAUAGCAACCUUACACAAAACCGUGCCAAAAGAGAAAACGGGUUGGUGCUGGCUGGGAUGACAUGAACCUCAAUUUGCAGACACUUUAGGGCGUUGAUUAUAUAUUUCAAAUCUAUUCUCUUAUCUAGGUGCAGUUUUCAAAUUUCAACUACAAACAAGCAACAAAUAUACUGAUAGGGCCUUCAUUUAGCAAAGAAAAUAAAGUUGUUUUUCGACCAUGCAAGACUGAUGAGUAGACAGCAUUAGAUCAUGUUCGAUUCUGGCACUCUUUGGUGAAUACAUCAUUUGCACAAAUCUUGUCUGCUAAACUGCAGUUCAGGGGCAGAAUCAACUUCCUGUUACCUUAGAUUCAUGCACUAGAUCAUAAAUAUACGUGUUGUUGCCGGAGAGAGAGAGAAAGAAAUUAGCAAAGGAGAUGGUAACAGAAGACUUUGUAAAAAGAA
This is a messenger RNA of Durio zibethinus, 1709 nucleotides long. Lineage: Eukaryota; Viridiplantae; Streptophyta; Magnoliopsida; Malvales; Malvaceae. The record is from RefSeq and is a predicted model, not a curated record.